AUGGCUCCCGAGCGAGGCUUUCUCGUGCCCGAGAACUUCAAGGACGACCUUCCCAACGAAGAUGACAUGAACAUCGCCUCCAUCAUCUGGGGCCUGUCCCUGGGUGUCGUCGUCUUCAACUGCGCAAAGGCCUUUCGACAGGCAAAGUCGGCCAUCCACAGGAGGAAGCGGUUGACGACCUACGUGGUGCUCGUGUGGCUCGAGAUUAUCUCGAGUUUCAUCCUCGGCGUCAUGGUGUGGUUGUAUCUGCGCGGCAUCAUUCCUCCCAGCUUUCAGUUUUACUUCUUCAUCAUCGUCUUCUGGUCAACACAAGUGCAAUGCCUCAUUCAAAUCAUCAUCAACCGAGUCAGCCUUCUCAUGGUCGUCCGCGCCAACGGAACGAGGCUCAAGUGGCUCUGCUUCCUCAUCCUCCUGGCCAUCAACAUCAGCGUCUUUUGCAUCUGGGUGCCCGCCCGGCUCCAGAUCAACGACACCUUUAUCCACAUCAACGAGAUCUGGGAUCGCUGCGAAAAGGUCAUCUUUGCCGUCAUGGAUGCCGCCCUCAACUUUUACUUUAUCUGGGUUGUCAAGAAGCGUCUCAUUUCCAACGGUCUGCAAAAGUACAACCGUCUGUACCAGAUGAACUUGUUCCUCGUUGCUAUUUCUAUUGCUCUUGAUAUCCUCCUCAUCUGCAUGAUGUCUCUGCCCAACAGCUUCGUCUACGUGCAGUUCCACCCUCUGGUCUACCUUCUCAAGCUACACAUCGAGAUGAACAUGGCCGACCUUAUCGGCAAGGUUGUCCGUGCCAGCAACAACCAGGACUCCAACGACUACAGCUCACGAUCCCGCACCACCGGCAAGAGCGGCUCCAGGCCCACGCACGCCGGCCGCUUCGGCGCCACCCUGACCAGGACGCACAUCGAGCUCGGCGAGGAGGACGAGAUGGAGCUCAAGGAGCGCCAGAACCUCGAGGGCAUCAAGAAGACGGUCGUGACCGAGAUUGUGAGGACCGGCCCGGGACACGGCGGACACGAGGACGACGACAUCCCCGAGCACCACGAGAGGGCCGUCAGCGAGGCCAGCUCGACAAAGGCUCACCAAGAGCCAUACAGCAUCGAGCACGCGCGAUAA
Fusarium keratoplasticum is the source of this 1110-nucleotide messenger RNA. RefSeq lists its product as uncharacterized. The coding region runs from base 1 to 1110 and encodes 369 amino acids. The transcript is spliced from 3 exons. Lineage: Eukaryota; Fungi; Ascomycota; Sordariomycetes; Hypocreales; Nectriaceae. The record is from RefSeq and is a predicted model, not a curated record.